Molecule: messenger RNA, 3483 nt
Organism: Anopheles cruzii
Lineage: Eukaryota; Metazoa; Arthropoda; Insecta; Diptera; Culicidae
Product: cationic amino acid transporter 4
Exons: 5
Coding region: 198-2189 (663 amino acids)
Biological process (GO): transmembrane transport; amino acid transport
Cellular component (GO): plasma membrane
Molecular function (GO): amino acid transmembrane transporter activity
Source: RefSeq, a predicted model, not a curated record
ACAGUGCAAAGCCCUGCCCGAGUCUCCGAGUGAGCUGGAGUGCGUAGGAAGUAACCAAGCGAGGCCGCUCUGUUGGACGCCUUCGUCAACAAGUGAUUUUUGCCCGAAACGUCCCGCGUUACGAAACGUGAGCUAGACCAACGCAUCGGGGACGUGACCUACUGAAUCGCAAUUAGCUACCACUCGUUGGCCCAACGAUGCCGAGGGCCAGAAGAAUGAUCCUGGGGCACGUCAUGUCCGGGCUGUGCUCGAAAAUGAACCGUACCAAGCAGCUUCCGGCGGACCUGAUGGAAACACCCCUCAAUCGAUGUCUCAACACGUUCGACAUUACGCUAUUGGGAAUCGGGCAUAUGGUUGGAGCCGGCAUCUACGUGCUCACCGGUACGGUUGCCCGAGAAAUGGCCGGGCCCGCCAUUGUACUCUCCUUCCUCCUGGCGGGGCUUGUCUCCCUUCUUGCGGCACUGUGCUACGCAGAGUUUGGAACGCGCGUCCCGAAAGCUGGCUCGGCCUACGUCUACACGUACGUUUCGAUCGGCGAGUUCUGGGCCUUCGUCAUCGGUUGGAACAUUAUCCUGGAGCAUAUGCUCGGUGCCGCAUCAGUGGCCCGUGCCUGGAGUGGCUACGUCGACUCGAUGCUGGGUAAUAUGGUGGCGAACUUCACGAUGGAACUGACGGGCGAGAUGCACGAGCAGCUACUGGCCAAGUAUCCCGACUUUCUGGCGUUCUUCGUAUGCUUGAGUUACGCGGUGGCCCUGGCGGCCGGUGUGAAAGCGACUGCCAUGAUCAACAGCAUCCUAACGACGGUGAACGUGGCCGUAAUGGCGUUGGUGGUGGUGUUGGGUUUCUGGUACGCAUCGCCCCAGAAUUGGUCGCUACCAGAGCAAGGUUUCAUGCCGUACGGCUUUGGCGGCGUUCUGGCUGGUGCCGCCACCUGUUUCUACGCGUUCGUCGGCUUCGACAGUAUUGCGACAUCCGGCGAGGAAGCGAAAAACCCGAGCGUAUCCAUCCCCUUGGCCACCAUUCUGUCACUGUGCGUGGUCACGGUCGGGUACGUCCUGGUGAGCGCUGCUCUGACGCUUCUGAUACCGUACGAUGAGAUCAAUCCGGUCGCGGCCCUUCCGGACGCGUUUGGAACGCGAGGUAUCACCUGGGCAAAGUACGCCAUCUCGACGGGAGCCAUCUGUGGUAUGACGACGACUCUGCUCGGGUCACUGUUCGCGCUACCACGCUGUAUCUACGCGAUGGCCAGCGAUGGGCUAUUGUUUUCGUGCUUUGGCAAGGUAAACACUAAAACGCAAGUUCCACUGCUAAACCUGGCUCUGUCCGGUAUCUGUAGCGCGCUACUGGCGCUACUGUUUGAUCUCGAGAAGUUGGUGGAGUUCAUGUCGAUCGGAACACUGCUUGCGUACACGAUCGUUUCGGCGAGUGUGAUCGUUCUGCGCUAUCGGCCCAUCUCGGUGGAGGAAACGGUCCAUCUCGCCCCAGACACACCCGGUACGGACGAGGAAGACGGCGAUUCAUCAUCCCAAUCGAGCACGAUCGAUCCGUCGUCUCCGACGAGUGAAAUGAUUGAGAUCGCUCUGGCCGGUCGACUGCGACCACAGUUUCGUUGGCUCGAGCCAGUCCUGGGACGUUGCGAGCCGGGCGUUGCCUGUUCCGGUGCAGUACUCAUGUUCUGUGUGCUGAGUGUGGCUGUCUGCUUCCAGCUCGAAAGUUCAUGGGAUGAGCUGUACCACGGCACCUGGUGGGCACUGGGUUUGUACGGGUUUCUGCUCUUCUGCUUGGUUGCCUGCGUUGUGGUCAUUUCGGCUCACCAUCAAAACACACGAGGACUUCAGUUUAAAGUGCCGUUCGUGCCGUAUGUCCCAGCGUUGAGCAUCUUCUGCAACAUAGAACUGAUGGUCCACCUGAGCUUCCUGACUUGGUUGAGAUUCUUUAUCUGGCUUUCGAUCGGCAUGCUGGUGUACUUCCUGUACGGCAUUCACAACAGCAAGGAAGGCGAACUCGGAACGUCCUACUCGAUGCUGAUGUCAACUAACGAGGCCAUCCGGGGCUGGGGAGCCACCAGCACCGCACUCGGUGGUGGUACCAAGGUAACGGUAACGAAAAUCAUAAAAGGCCGAAUCAGUCGCAAGACGGCCGGCGACAGACAAGCGAUCGUCGACGAUGAUGAGGAUGAUGAUUCCUAAAUGCAAUCUUAUCAGCAGUGCUCAGGCCUUGUUUGAUUAAGCGUUUAAAUUUAUGAUUUUCCUUGGUUUUCAUUUUAUAAGUUGAAAAUUCUCGAAAAUGGGAUUCGCUUGCAGUUUCCACUCUACGAACGGUAAAUUUAUUCGCAUCAGUCUGAAUACUUAGCUACCAGCAAAGGUACUAGUCGCGGCCAUUGGUGUGUUGAACAUUUCGUUACACAGUAUUAACCUUUAUGCUACCUAGCAAUUGCCUUAGAAAUGAAUGUCCCAGCGUAGAACCUAAACCAAAAUUACAAAUAAUUAACAUUAUCAACCUGUCCGUUUAACACGCAGGUACUAAACAGAAUGAUAGUCUAUGUUGAUGCGGAAAAAUAUUUAAAACAGUUUACUCUAAAAAACGUCCCUUAGAUGAAUAGCGCUGUUAAAGAGCAUAAUACGCUUUUAUCGGUUUUACACUCCAGAUGAUUCCUAUUGUUACUUAGUAGUUUAUCGGUAAUGUUUUUGGAAGAAUGAUGCGACAAAUUAAUCAUUUAGCUUAAUUCAGUUAUUCGAUCUGCUGGGCGGGCUUUGGGUGCAGCCGGUACAGAGCAGAGCAAAGGAAUACCACCGUUCGUAUCAUUGGACACGUUUUGUACUACCUUCGAACACUUUCCACACACGGGUCACAAACUACUACGAUUCCUUCGUUUCCAUCAUCGCUGUGCUGUGCAAACUAUAUAGGAAUAUGCGGAGGCUUUCGAAGGGAGCGCCUUGUCGUUUAAUUUUGGGAACGUGUAGAUUUAACUAAACAUAGAGUGCUGGUCGGAUGGAUCUACUAGCACUAUCAACCGUAUAUGUAUCAUAACGUACCAUUAUACUAUAGAUAAAAACACGCACGGUAAAUGCAUUCAACAUAUUGUCAUAAAUCGGAAUAAUAAGUUACCCUAUAAGGGCCUAAGGAACACGGGCCGUAUGCGAUAGAGAGUAUCUUGAAAAGAUUUACGUACGAAACAACCGACAAACUUUUAGCGGUGAUUUUUUAAUUUAUUAUGAGCAAUCACAACGUGGCUGACAAAAGAACCAAAGAGGAUGGUAAUGUGGAUCCUUGCAUACCAAUCAAACUUGUUCAAUUAUGAAUACCACCUACGGUAUGAUUCCAGAUUCUACAGUUUCUACAGGUUCUACAACACUUUUUAUCUCUAAUUUAUGGAACUGUGUACAUGCAAACAAAAACUGAGCAACCAAAAAACAGAAGUGAAGAAAAAACAUGGUAUAAAUUUAUUCACCUUUAAGAAACUUAGCAUACACCACAUAAAUA